AUGACACCGUUUUGGAUCUCUUUUUUUCAGAAUAUUCCAUACCGUAGUAAAUUGACGGAGAAAAUCGAGCCAGGUCAAACGCUGAUCAUUCGUGGGAGAACCGCAGAAGAUGCUAAGAGGUUCAACAUUAAUCUCCACAAAGACAGUCCAGACUUUAGCGGAAACGAUGUACCGCUGCACGUAAGUGUACGAUUCGACGAGGGAAAGCUCGUGUUCAAUUCGUACACGAAAGGAGCUUGGGGUAAAGAAGAACGGCAGAAGAAUCCCUUGAAAAAAGGCGACGGAUUCGACAUUCGAAUUCGAGCACACGACAACAAGUUCACCAUCUGCGUUAAUCGCAAAGAAGUGAAAUCAUUCGAACAUCGCGUUCCACUGCAGCACGUCACCCAUCUGAGCAUUGACGGCGAUGUGGUGCUGAACCACGUGCAGUGGGGUGGCAAGUACUACCCGGUCCCAUAUGAGUCGGGCAUCACUGAGCAUGGCCUCAUUCCCGGGAAAACGCUCGUCGUUUAUGGGACGCCAGAAAAGAAGGCUAAGAAAUUCAACAUAAAUCUGCUGAAGAAAAACGGCGACAUUGCUCUGCAUUUCAAUCCCCGAUUCGACGAAAAGGCAAAGGGUUUCAUCUGCGGCAAAAUCAAGCCAGGCUGCGUGGUCAGAAAUUCGCUUGUCAAUGGAGAGUGGGGAAAUGAGGAACGUGAAGGCAAGAAUCCUUUCGAAAAAGGUGUAGGCUUCGAUCUGGAAAUCAAAAAUGAGGAGUAUGCAUUUCAGAUUUUUGUGAACGGCGAGCGGUUCGCAUCGUACGCCCACCGUAUUGACCCGCACGAAGUUGGUGGUCUUCAGAUCCAGGGCGACAUCGAGUUGACCGGCAUUCAGCUCGUGGGCAACUGA
Messenger RNA from Angiostrongylus costaricensis, 888 nucleotides. The record is from the annotation of a GenBank genome assembly. NCBI's taxonomy places the organism in Eukaryota, Metazoa, Nematoda, Chromadorea, Rhabditida, Metastrongylidae.